GUCAAAGAGAUGGAGACGCGAGGCGAUCGAUCGGCUAGCUGAUCGGGCAACCAGAUAACCAAGCAUGUCCAUGUGCGCUUUAGCCUGACUGCACGGGAUUAGCAGAGGAAGGAGGAGGGAAGCGAGUAGGUAGCUAAGCGACAGACGGACGGACGGACGUCUGUGUUGGCGGCGGCUGCCUGCAGCACGGGAAGGUGGAUGCGGUGUAGGCGCCAUCUCUUCUCCGGCCCAGUCCGCCUGACUCUGUACAGCAGGCUACCACCGUACGCCCCCUCCCCCGUCUCCGGCGGUCCGGCCACGAACAACUCCGGCGGAUCUCUCCUUCCUCCUCGCUCCUCCGCCCCGCCGCGCAUUCUUCAGGACAGAAGCUAAGCAGAUCAGCAGGGGACUGAGGAGGAGACUUGAUCCUGCUCCUACAUCAGGGCCGGCCGGGAAGAUGGGUUUCCUGUCGCUGCUCGUGGUGGCCUCCAUGCCCAUCGUGCAGGUCCUGCUCAUCGGCGUCAUCGGAGCCUUCCUCGCCUCGGGGUACAGCAAGGUCCUCACCGCCAGCGCCCGCAGGGACAUGAACAAGGUUGUUUUUACAGUCUUCACCCCAUCUCUCAUCUUCGCCAACCUCGCCAAGACGGUCACACUCUCCGACGUCAUCUCCUGGUGGUUCAUGCCGGUGAACAUAGCAAUCACAUUCCUGGUUGGCAGUGCUCUAGGCUGGCUAGCGUGCAAGAUCCUGAAACCGCCGCCGCAUUUCCGUGGCCUCAUCAUGGCCUUCUGCUCAGCAGGAAACCUCGGAAACUUGCUGCUGAUCGUCGUCCCGGCCGUUUGCGACGAAGACGGUAACCCGUUUGGGAGCGACCGGAACCAGUGCCGCUCGCGCGGCCUCUCCUACUCGUCGCUGUCCAUGGCUCUCGGUGGCCUCUUCAUAUGGACGUACACCUACAGUCUGAUGCAGAAGUCUGGCAAGCUGUACCACAAGAUGCAGUCCAAGAGCAUCCAGUGCCCGGCCGACAGUGACGAGGAGCAUCUCGAGGGAUUCAAAGCCGGCGACGAGGAAGCGGCUCUCCCGGCGUCCGCUAGACCUGAAGAACAGAAUGAGGGGAGCCAGAUUGAGGCUCCACUCCUGUCGUGCGAGAGCGAUGUCGCCAACAACAAAGGGUUCUGGACGAACCUGAAGGAGGCCGUGCACCAGCUCAUCGAGGAGCUCAUGGCGCCGCCGACCAUAUCCGCGAUAAUUGGAUUCGUUGUUGGGCUAGUGCCAUGGCUGAAGUCGCUGAUCAUCGGCGAAGGCGCCCCUCUCAGAGUUAUCCAGGAUUCUCUGGAGUUGAUGGGGUACAAAGCAACAUACCUGCUGAUGAAACUUUUUCCUGUAUUCAUUUUGAAAGCUCUGAACGUAAUUCAGUAUUCAUCCAGUCUCACUCCAAUGACUUCGUACUUCCAUUUGCAGCAAUGGCACUAUACCCUGCAUCACCCUCAUCCUCGGAGGAAACCUGACCCAAGGGCUGCGGAAGUCGGUGCUGAAGCGCACGGUGAUCAUGGCGAUCGUGUGCAUCCGCUACGUGGCUAUGCCGGUUAUCGGGAUCGCUGUCGUGCGCGUGGCACACGGCGUUGGGUUCCUUCCCCACGACCCGCUCUACCGCUACGUGCUGAUGAUGCAAUCCGCCCUGCCGCCCGCCAUGAACAUCGGGACCAUGGCACAGCUGUUCGACGUCGGGCAGGAGGAGUGCUCGGUGAUCUUCCUGUGGACGUACCUCGUCGCGGCCGUGGCGCUCACCACCUGGUCCACCGUUUUCAUGUCCAUCCUCUCCUGAAGCAGGCAACCACGAGCAGUUCAAUUUUGUAAGGGGUCAGGGAGAAUUCCCGUAGAUUCCAUUUGUAAAGUGUUCAUUACAGAGUUUGUAAGUAGACACGCCAUUCUUUCUGUAUACUAAAUACUAGUCCAUUUUUUCUGGAAAAAUAUACUGGUCCAUUUUCAGCC
This is a messenger RNA of Triticum aestivum (bread wheat), 1969 nucleotides long. Its product is annotated as protein PIN-LIKES 7. The transcript has 10 exons. Gene Ontology annotation, biological process: endoplasmic reticulum to cytosol auxin transport. Gene Ontology annotation, cellular component: membrane. The record is from RefSeq and is a predicted model, not a curated record. The coding region runs from base 437 to 1834 and encodes 465 amino acids. NCBI's taxonomy places the organism in Eukaryota, Viridiplantae, Streptophyta, Magnoliopsida, Poales, Poaceae.